Molecule: messenger RNA, 483 nt
Organism: Culex pipiens pallens (northern house mosquito)
Lineage: Eukaryota; Metazoa; Arthropoda; Insecta; Diptera; Culicidae
Exons: 1
Coding region: 1-483 (160 amino acids)
Cellular component (GO): extracellular region
Molecular function (GO): chitin binding
Source: RefSeq, a predicted model, not a curated record
AUGCUGCGCGGUAAAGAUCCAUACCCCGUGAAAAAAUGUGACGGAACGCGAUCAACGGCAUGUACUGACUGUAGCAAGAUCAAGAUCUGCAUCUCUUCGGAUGAGACCAAGGACGCGGACAACCCACGGCAGGCUUGUCCGGCUUCAGCUCCACAUUGCGCAAUGUCACAGACCGGAGCAGUUUGUCAAAAGUCACCGGACAGCUCCGUAGAGGAAUGUUCCGCUGCUUCGUCUGACUUCACCUGCACUGGGCCUGGGUUCUACCCGGAUUCGAGCUCUUGCCAGCAGUACCAUGACUGCAGCGACGCAUCAGCUGAACCAGUUACGUACUACUGCCCGGAUGGAACACGGUUCAGCAGUAAAUUCAUCGCAUGUGAGCAGUACACCGGAUCCUGUCCGAAGGUUUGCAACCAGACCGAUUCGGAGACGAUCUUCACGGCCUUCCCGGGUGACAGCCAGUACUACACUGAAAUAAAAAAAUAG